AUGGUGGAUCUAAAUGAGUCUGGUGAGGGAGCGCAAAUCAAGGCAUUGGACUUGUCUGUGGUGAAUAAAAUUGCUGCCGGAGAGAUCAUUAUUCAACCUGCCAAUGCUUUAAAAGAAUUACUUGAGAAUUCGAUUGAUGCUAAAUCCACGAUGAUUGACAUACAGGUCAAAGAUGGGGGCCUAAAGCUACUUCACAUAACGGAUAAUGGUAAGGGUAUUCAUAAGAAUGAUCUACAUCUUCUUUGUGAGCGAUUUGCAACAUCUAAGCUUUCGAAGUUUGAAGACUUGGAAAGCAUUGCAACAUAUGGGUUCAGGGGUGAAGCAUUGGCAAGUAUAUCACAUAUUUCCCGAUUAUCUGUUGUUACCAAGACAGCUACAUCUCCUUUAGCAUACAAGGCAUUUUAUUCCAAUGGAAAACUAGCAACGUCUAGUUUUAAAGCUGGCUCUGAUAAAAGCGUGGAGCCUAAGCCAAUUGCUGGGAAAGAUGGGACUCAAAUAAUUGUGGAAAAUCUAUUUUAUAAUGUGCCAUCGAGGCUCAAAGCUUUUAGGUCUAAGAAUGAUGAGUUCGCUAAGAUUCUAGAUGUCAUAGGAAGAUAUGCUGUUCAUGCGGGCGGUGUAGGGUUUAGUUGUAAGAAGUUUGGUGAAUCUCACCAAGUUCUCUCUACUAGGCCUCAGUUAAACUUGAAGGAGAGAAUAAGGGUUGUGUUUGGCACGGCUGUUGCAAACGAGCUAAUCGACGUGAUACUUGAUGGUGAUGAAAAAGAUGAAGAUGCCGAAAAAAGUUAUAAGGACGAAUAUGGUCUUAUAAAAGUUUCCGGCGCAGUGACCAACUCUAAUUUCAAUAAUAAGAAAAGAAUUCAACCAGUAUUUUUCAUUAACCAUAGGUUAGUGUCUUGUGACCCCUUGAAGAGAGCAUUAUCUUCCAUCUAUCAGUUUUUCUUACCUAAAGGGAACCAACCGUUUAUAUAUUUGAGUUUGGAAAUAAGUCCUCAAAAUCUUGAUGUUAAUGUUCAUCCAACCAAACGAGAAGUUAGAUUUUUGAAUGAAGAAGAAAUAAUAGAUAUAAUAUGUGCUAAAGUUCAUAAAGUUUUAUCAAAUAUUGACAGCUCGAGAAAGUUUAAAGCUCAAGGGGUACUUUUUGAUCAAUCUGACUCUAAAAGACUGAUUGAUGAGUCUAUAAGCUUACAAGCAACAAAGAAAUACCGUCAAGAGAAUAAAUUAGUUCGGGUGGAUGCUCUGCAAGCCAAAUUGAAUCAAUAUCUUCUGAAUCAGAGUGAAAAUAACUAUCAGAAGCAAAUGACAGAAGAAUUUACGGAAUCAAAAUGGAAGCAAGAUUAUACAUCGGAAACAGCUAAUCAAUCCGAAAAGUCAGAAAUUUCCAACGAUAACCCCAAUGGAUUUUCUAAAUCGGUAAAAUCUGUGGCCGAGAUAGAAUAUCAAGUCACCGACAAGGAAAGGGUCGUGGUUAAUUUUGGCAGUAUUUUGGAUCUCAAAGAAGAAGUAAAGUCCCAGUUACACCGACCAUUAACAAAUAUUUUCAACAACUCAGUGUAUGUAGGAAUUGUGGACGAAACUAAACGACUCUGCUGCUUUCAGUACGAUGUCAAGCUCUUCCUCUGCGAUUAUGCAGCAGUGCUUAAUGAGUUCUACUAUCAGAUGGCAUUGUCAGAGUUUAUGAACUACGGGAUCUACCAGUUGGAUGAACCUGUUCUGAUUGAAGAUAUUUUGGGUCCGAUUUACAAGCAUCAUGGUGAUUUGGUUCCAAUACAGAAUAUCAAGGAAAAAUUUAUCGAAAUGAGAGAGAUGUUUAAAGAGUAUUUUGAAAUUGGACUUGAGAUAAACGAAGAUGAUCAACUCAUACUUGUGUCUCUACCGUUGAUCAUGCGAGAUAUAAUCCCCAGCUUGAGUAAACUUCCCUUUUUCAUUUAUCGUUUAGGAAGCAGUGAAAACAUCAAUUUCCAAGAUGAAAAACUGACAUUUCAAUCAAUCCUAAAAGAAAUUGCCCUACUCUACAUUCCUGAAAGCAUUUCGUCUGAUGACGACAAUUCUGAAACCAAUGCAAAUGAACUGAAAAGCUUAAACAAUAAUAAACGAGACCAAUUGAAUAAUCAACUAGAACAUCUUGUGUUUCCCAUGAUCAAACGUCGGUUCUUAGCAACCAAAAAUCUCCUUCGUGAUGUUGUGCAGAUUGCAGACCUCCCCGGUCUAUACAAAGUUUUCGAAAGGUGUUAG
Molecule: messenger RNA, 2232 nt
Organism: Hyphopichia burtonii NRRL Y-1933
Lineage: Eukaryota; Fungi; Ascomycota; Pichiomycetes; Serinales; Debaryomycetaceae
Gene: MLH1
Product: mismatch repair ATPase
Exons: 2
Coding region: 1-2232 (743 amino acids)
Biological process (GO): mismatch repair
Cellular component (GO): MutLalpha complex
Molecular function (GO): mismatched DNA binding; ATP binding; ATP-dependent DNA damage sensor activity
Source: RefSeq, a predicted model, not a curated record